This is a messenger RNA of Leptosia nina, 1632 nucleotides long. The record is from the annotation of a GenBank genome assembly. NCBI's taxonomy places the organism in Eukaryota, Metazoa, Arthropoda, Insecta, Lepidoptera, Pieridae.
AUGACAACUACAGAGAAAGUAUUGACGCUUGAAAAUAUUAUAGAGGAGGAAGCAAAAGAGAUUGAGAAGAAGCCGUUUUUGAAAACAAUUUUGGACUCACUUGACUGUACUGACGACGACUACAAGGCACUGUUUGCGCUAUGCUUAUUGUAUGCACUCAUCAACAAUAAAGGUGUAAAUAGCGAACUACUAGAUACCUUGUUGAAGUCUGAAAUAGACGAUAAUGGAAAAGUGAUAGUACCAAGCGAAAGACAACAUGAAAACAACGACAGCCAAGAAGGAACGUCGCAGCCAAAAUUCAAGGACACAUUUAAUGCUUUAUUGAUUACUAAGUUGAUGUCUAUAGCUCAUCUAAGUUGCAAGCCUGCAUCAAAAGUGCGUCUAGUAACGUGUGAAAUAACAGCCCGUCUGCUGAAGGUAACAAUGGAAGGGUCCGCUGGUGUUGCCAGUCCCAGGCAUUUGGCAGCAGCAGAUAACCUUAGAGCGCGUGCCGCAUCAUUGGCAAGGAAUUUUUACAAAUGCGAUGACAUCUUUUUGGACAUGUUUGAGGAUGAAUAUUGUGAGAUGUGCAAGCGACCACUCAACGUGGAAUGGUUGUGUAUGGACGCAGCUAUACUUUUGCCGCCUACCAAAACGCCCAUGUCUGGCAUCGCUUUUGAGAAAAGGUUGCCUAGUGGAGAGAUGGAACGAGCUCGUCGUGCAAUCCGCACUUUCUUCCUUAUUCGCGAGCUGUACCUUAAACUUUCUGGUAAACCAGAGACACAGCUACCUCUAGCAAACCACUCGCCCUUUGUUCAAGUCGGAAAAACAUUGGAUCUCAACGACUCUGACUUAAUAUCGUGUGAUAUAAUCCAAAAAGAUGGUACAUGGCAACAUCGUUUUCUAGCGGUGGACAACAUACAAAUCAUUCUGGUCGAACCCGACAAACAAAAGCUUGGCUGGGGCGUUGCCAAACUCGUAGGAAGCUUACAGGAUUUAGAAAUAACCGGCGACAAAGAGGACCCCAGAUGCCUACAUCUAACAAUACAUAAACCCCGCGUGGGUGCCGGCGGAGUCUCCCCUCGCACUGUACUAUUACGAGCCAAGUUCAAAUUCGAUGACCACAUACGAAGCAUGGCCGCUAAACAGAGGCUCACUAAGGGCCGAACGAAAGCUCGCCAAAAGAAGAUGCAACAUAUCGGUCGCUUGCUCGAAGUUUCGGGCAUAUCCGCUCCGGCUGUUGCGCCUAGACACCGUCCUCUUUUUGCGAGGCCGUCGCUGACCACAGUCAGAAGACAUUCUGGUAUCGACAGCGAUGACGCUGAGAGGCGUUUGCGUCGGCCAAGUGGACACGUGCUAAAGGACGGUAUUGUUGUAUAUCGCGAAAGAACGACUACUAGCAGGGAGAGCAGUGUAUCUCGCAGCAGUAGCGGUCGUGGAGAAGGGUCGCGACAGGGUUCGCAAGAAGAAAUCCCGCUAGAGGACAUUCGCAGGAACCAGGCGGCCGCCGUUCCCUCCACUAGCCGCCAACAUGUACAGAGUGUUCCAACGACAUCCCAAACCAGUAAAGUGACCCGGACGUCAUCAGAAGAAACCUCGUUUAUAUCAGGCGAGUCGCGACCCAAACGACGAGGAAUUAUUGAGACCAUUUGA